UGAUUCUUCACUUAAUGAUGGAAAGAAAGAGAAGUCAGUCCAGCAAAAAGCCCCAUCACAAGGUCAAGUUUUUUUAAACUGUAGCAUUGGCAGUGAGGCUGAAAUAGUUGGUAACGACAGUCAACCAGAUUCCCUCCCUUUAACCAGCUCUCCACUGGAUGGUGAGGUUGAUACUGACAGAUUAGGAAAGUUUGACCAGGUAAAUUGGUACAGACAAUCCCACCACUGAAUGGUGUUGCUGACAUUGGCAGAUUAAGGAAAGUUUAACCAAUUAAAGUCAGUGGUUCCCAAACAUUUUCAAUUCUCUGCGCAUUUCCUAUGUACAGUUGCGCUUUGUCAAAUUAUUACAAGUACAAGUAACCCUGAGAAAUAUCAAUUUUUAAAAAAAAAAUUAAAAAGUUAGGUAAAAAUAAAUAAAACGUAUUAAAGAUCACAACAUAAAAGUCUGGGCUACUUAGCUCUGAAAGAGGGGGGCAAAAUAGCUGGUAGAGGAAUAGGGCAUCAAUUUUAAUUUUUAAAAGUUCAAACUAUAUAUAUUUUAUAAAUUUUAUGUUUUAUAAAUUUGUGAGCACGGAGCAGUAAGAAAUUUUACCAGCACCCUGCUCUGAGCUCUGCUCUAAAUCCCUGGAGUUUAGACUAACUUGCCACUUAAUGGAACUUUGUAUUGUCAUGUAGAGUAAAUAAUUCAAAUUAGUCCGUAAUAUACAUUUAAAAUGCAUGAGUUGGUAUAGUAUAAGGAUGACAAUUUUAUGACUGAGAAGUGUGAUUUGAUAUCUACAGUUUUUGUAGUGAGGUCAGUGAACUACGAUGUUCAAUAAAGUGUAAACUACACAAGGCAGUCAAUUAGGUAUAAUAAGUUGUGUCAAUAAAUGCUUGAAGGAUGGUAAAUUAAUGUAUUUCAAUGUAUUUAUUAUAAUUUCUCGAAACUAACUUUUUUUCCUCUGAAAAGUCUGAAAUAGAAGCAAAAGAUGAUGUGAAUGAUGAAAUAUCCAAUGUCACAGAUGAUGAUGAUGACUGUAGUAGGAUUAAAAAACGAAGUAAAAGACAACAAAUUUCCAGUGACAGUGAGGUUUCAAUGGAAGGUCAGAAGACACCUUUAAAAAAAUAUUUGUGAUGAGUGGUUUUAAAAAUAUAAUUUAUUAUCACUAUCAGUGAUCAAUGAUUUUAAAAAAAUAUUUAUUGUGAACAUUAAUUUUUUUAAAAAUAUUUAUUAUUGUCAAUGAUUUUAACAAAAAUUUUCAGUGAUCAAUUAUUUAAAAAAAUAUUUAUUGUUAUCAUUAUUACUGUGGUCUUAUAUAGCUCGGUACCCCAGCCUAGGUUUGUACAAAAAAAUAUUAGCAAACAUAAUCAUGACAUUAAAAAAUAACAUACAUUUAUUUAAUUGAAAAACAGCUGUAUAAAAACAAAAACAAAAAUGUAUAUUCACACCACCCACCUGAGAACUUUUACAUGUCAGGUCAUGGACGGCACCCAGCAGCAUCGUUAAUCAGUCAAAGGGGGGAAUCGGUCGUGACAAUAGAGUUUAAAGCAGAUCUGUUUACCCUCAAACUCUUAAAAUCGUACAAUAUCAUCAAAAAAUCAUUCAAAACAUUAUCUUAAUAGUAAAAAAAUAAUAAUAAAUUAUAUAUAAUGUAUACACCUCAAAAUCGUACAUUGUACGCCAAAAUCGUAAGAGUAAACAGGUCUGGUUUAAAGAGAUGUGUUUUAAGUGAAGUUUUGAAGGCCUGGAUUGUCGGUAUAUUGGGGAAGUGUAAUGGGAGAGAAUUCCAAUAUCAGUAAUCAAUGAUUAAAUUAUCCUGUUUUUUAAUUAUACAACAGUAUAAAUUUGUCCAAAUAAAUUAUGCAUCAAAUUUAAGUUUUUACAUUUUAUUUGAAUGAUCCAGGACAGAAUGAACCCAAUGGUACCUCUUCCAGUGUUAUUUCUUCACAAAGUGAAACAUUGACAAC
This is a messenger RNA of Lymnaea stagnalis (great pond snail), 1947 nucleotides long. NCBI's taxonomy places the organism in Eukaryota, Metazoa, Mollusca, Gastropoda, Lymnaeidae. The record is from the annotation of a GenBank genome assembly.